Menidia menidia (Atlantic silverside) is the source of this 1283-nucleotide messenger RNA. Lineage: Eukaryota; Metazoa; Chordata; Actinopteri; Atheriniformes; Atherinopsidae. The record is from the annotation of a GenBank genome assembly.
GUCAAAGUGAAAGCAGAAGUCCCCGUUUACCACAUCCUCCUACUCUGUGCGUAUCAGGAUAUUAAGCCGCACUGUGAGCGUCAAACCCGUCGCCGUGCCAACCGUUCAGGCUUUCUCCCCCCGAACCGGGUCCCUGUGCAGGGCGUUUCCACCCCAAAUAAAAAAAAAAAACCCCCCCGGAGGGCCUGAACGGUUGGAGCGGCGGGGUGCGUUUGUGCAUGCGUUGGCGGGCGGAGUUUGAGAAAGCCCGGCGGUGGAAACGGCCUUUAACCAAACUCCUCCUUCUUCUCUGUGCUCUCCCCCCCUUCCUGCUCCUGGCUGCCGCUCUUGUCUCCUCUAAGCAGGUCCUGGGUGAACCUGUACUGCGUGCUGAGGCAGGGGGAGAUGGGCUUCUACAAGGAUGCCAAGAACACGAGCACGCCGUACAACAGCGAGCCGCUGCUCAGCCUGUCCCACUGCCACUGCGACGUCACCAACGGCUACAAGAAGAAGAAGAACGUCUUCACGCUGAAGACGAAGGACGGCAGUGAGUUUUUGUUUCAUGCAAAAGAUGAGGAGGACCUGAAGGCCUGGGUGACCAGCAUCACCGCCAGCAUCUCGGAGCACGAGGAGAUCGCCAAAUGGGGCCAGCCCCAACCAACUACCUCAUCCACCGACGAGGGCACGCGGCGGGACGCCAGCAAGGCCGACAACCGGUCAGAGCGGGGCGGCGAGCGCUCGGACCGCGGCGACCGCAUCGAGCGGGCCGAUAAGGACCAGGAGAAGGAGAAGGAGAAGGAGAAGGAGAAGGAGCGGGAGAGGGGGGAGCGGUCGGAGCGCUCGGACAAGGGGGGGAAGUCGGACGCCAAGCGCUCGGAGAAGCCCGGCAAGAAGAAGUGAGCGGGUCGGCCGGGACUGACGUGACCUUUGACCUCGGACGGGCGGCGGGCCCCGCCCCCUCACCGGGCGGAAAAAGCGGCUCUGGGCCCCGGCUCCGUCUUUCUUCCUCCUCUCUCUCUCUCUCUCUCUCUAUUUCUCUCUCUCUCUCUGUCGGGGGGCGGAGCCCCGGGGACGCCGGCGGGAGUCGCCGGGCAGAAAAGGCGGCCUCCGAUCGCCCUCCGUCCGUCUGUCCGAGCCUCUCUCUCUCUCUCUCUCUUUCCGCUCGCCGGACGCCGGGGGGAGAGCCGAUCCACGCCAUGGCGGUGGCGGCGGCUCGCAGACGAAAGGUAGACGUGUGGUGUUGUGUGUUUUUCUGUCGCCGUGUCGUUCCUUCACGCGCCAUCCCGUCCGGAAGCUCCUGCCAU